UCUACUAUUAUCAAAAUUGAGAGCCCCCUCAGUAACUUGUCUUGUUUAUAUAAUACAUUUAUAAAUUACUUUCUGCUUCUCAGUUAAGUCUUACUAAGGUUAAUCGAAAGCCGGUAAAAAUUUAUUAGCAAGAGGGAAUUAUUUCUCAUCCAGUCUUAUCUAUCCUUUGUAUUCGAGGGAGAGGCUGGAAUCGAAAAAAAUCAGGUUCCAUAUUCUCCAUUUGCAAGCAAAGAAAAGAAUGGAAUACUCGAAGAUGUGUUUGAUCCAGGUUGCUCUGAUUAUCUUCUUAAUUGUUGUAUUUGAGAUCUGCCCACAGUUUGCUUUUGCUGGUUCGCCUGUCGAGUACCUUCCUGGAUUUGAAGGACCACUUCCUUUUCAACUUGAAACCGGGUAUAUAGGAGUAGGUGAAGAUGAGGUGCAACUCUUCUACUACUUUAUAAAGUCACAAUCUAAUCCUAAAGUCGAUCCUCUUAUUUAUUGGUUUACGGGAGGUCCCGGUUGCUCUCCGUUAAAUGCCAUUCUGUUUGAACUAGGGCCUGUGGAGUUGGACAUUAGAGCGUAUAAUGGGAGCUUGCCAACGUUAUCUUUAAAUCCGUAUGCAUACACAAAGGUGGCAAACAUGAUUUUUGUAGAUUUGCCAGUAGGGAGUGGAUACUCGUAUGCAACAACACAAAAGGCAAAUCACUCGGAUGAUUUACAAUCAGGUGAUCAUGCUAAUGAAUUUCUUCGUAAGUGGUUAGUUGAGCAUCAAGAAUAUCUCAAUAAUCCUUUCUAUGUUGCUGGAGACUCGUAUAGUGGAAUUACAGUUCCUAUAGUUACUCAAGUGAUAUCAAAUGGUAAUGAUAUGGGAAUCAAGCCAUGGAUCAAUCUUAAGGGAUACAUUCUUGGCAAUCCAGUAACAUUUUCUGGUCAAGAUUAUUAUAAGAUCCCUUUUGCUCAUGGGAUGGGCCUAAUUCCUGACGAACUAUACAAGUCACUAGUGACCAACUGUGGAGGAGAGUACAAACAUAAUGGUUCAACCAAAUCACUUUGUUCAAGGGACAUGCGUACUUUCGAUUGGUUGAUUAAGGAUAUUUAUCAAUAUCAUAUCCUAGAGUCCCCUUGUGAUCCUGUAUCAUAUGAUUCAAGAAGAUCAUUGAGUGAGAAUGUUCAAAACCUCAAAAGUCCUGCUGCAUACCCUGGAGUAAAAUGUCGAGAAGAAUGGCACGAACUCUCUGUGAUUUGGGCCAAUGAUAAGAAUGUCAGAGAUGCUCUUCAUGUUAGAAAGGGAACUACUGGAGCAUGGGAACGAUGCAGGAGUAACUUGUCUUUUGCAAUAAUUGUUAACAAUACUAUACCAUAUCAUGCAAAUCUUAGCCGUAAAGGCUUCAGGUCUCUUAUUUACAGUGGUGAUCACGACAUGGUUAUACCAUUUAUUUCAACUCAAGCAUGGAUUAAAUCACUAAACUACUCAAUUAGUGAUGAUUGGAAGCCGUGGAUUAUAGAUGGUCAAGUUGCUGGCUAUACAAGAAGUUACUCCAACCAAAUGACGUUCGCGACGGUCAAGGCAAGAAACUAACUUCAUUUUACUUUCCCCUGGCUAAUACUUUGCUCGCAUUCAAUAUUUAUAUUAAGCUAAUGAAUGAAAUGUAUGCGUCUUCAUACACAUGUUUAUCAGUUAACCAUAGUUAAGCUACAUCUAUUUUCACUUUUUUUAACUGCCAAAUAAAAUUAUCUAAUUUAAUAUAAAUAUCAAGUGCGAGUAUAUAUAAUUCUAUUUAAUGCCUUUUGAAUUCAGGGAGCAGGGCAUACUGCCCCCGAGUGGAAUCCUGUGGAAUGUCUUGCCAUGUUAAGGCGUUGGUUAUCCUAUGUACCACUCCACUCUAAUUGACUUUCAGGAUAUUUAAUGGGACUCUAGUUAGUUGAUUUUUUUGAGUUGAGAAGCUCCUUUAUAGGAUUUUAGUUAGAUAUAUUAAUAGUAUAACGAAUUUUCAUAUCAUCAGCUUAAUUUAAUUGGCUAUGAUAGGUUAUUAAUUUAUUUUUCUGGUUGUCAUCUCA
This is a messenger RNA of Lycium barbarum (goji berry), 2037 nucleotides long. RefSeq names its product serine carboxypeptidase-like 13. The transcript has 13 exons. Gene Ontology annotation, molecular function: acyltransferase activity, transferring groups other than amino-acyl groups; serine-type carboxypeptidase activity. NCBI's taxonomy places the organism in Eukaryota, Viridiplantae, Streptophyta, Magnoliopsida, Solanales, Solanaceae. Gene Ontology annotation, biological process: proteolysis; secondary metabolic process. The record is from RefSeq and is a predicted model, not a curated record. The coding region runs from base 239 to 1558 and encodes 439 amino acids.